CCGGCCUCGGGAGCCCCGGGCCGCCGGGACAUGGUGCGGAGCGCGCCGCACCGCCGCCGCCGCUGAGCUCGCCGCGCGUCCGAGCGGGAAGAUGUUCUCCGCCCUGAAGAAGCUGGUGGGGUCGGAGCAGGCCCCGGGCCGGGACAGGCACAUCCCCGCCGGGCUGCAGUCCAUGAACCAGGCGCUGCAGAGACGCUUCGCCAAGGGGGUGAAGAUCGUGAUCCGGGGAGACAGGAACACGGGCAAGACGGCCCUGUGGCACCGACUGCAGGGCAGGCCGUUCGUGGAGGAGUACAUCCCCACACAGGAGAUCCAGGUCACCAGCAUCCACUGGAGCUACAAGACCACGGACGACAUCGUGAAGGUCGAAGUCUGGGACGUGGUGGACAAAGGAAAAUGCAAGAAGCGGGGUGAUGGCUUGAAGAUGGAGAACGACCCCCAGGAGGCGGAGUCCAAGCUGGCCCUGGACGCUGAGUUCCUGGACGUGUACAAGAACUGUAACGGGGUUGUCAUGAUGUUCGACAUCACCAAGCAGUGGACCUUCAACUACGUCCUCCGGGAGCUCCCCAAGGUGCCGACACACGUGCCGGUGUGCGUGCUGGGGAACUACCGCGACAUGGGCGAGCACCGCGUCAUCCUGCCCGACGACGUGCGUGACUUCAUCGACAGCCUGGACAGGCCUCCGGGCUCCUCCUAUUCCCGCUACGCUGAGUCCUCCAUGAAGAACAGCUUCGGCCUAAAGUACCUGCACAAGUUCUUCAACAUCCCGUUCCUGCAGCUCCAGAGGGAGACGCUCCUGCGGCAGCUGGAGACCAACCAGCUGGACACGGACGCCACGCUGGAGGAGCUGUCGGUGCAGCAGGAGACCGAGGACCAGAACUACGGCAUCUUCCUCGAAAUGAUGGAGGCUCGCAGCCGAGGCCUUGCGUCCCCGCUGACGGCCAACGGGCAGAGCCCGUCCUCUGGCUCCCAGUCACCAGUGGUGCCCCCUAGCGCUGUGUCCACGGGGAGCUCCAGCCCUGGCACGCCGCAGCCUGCCCUGCAGCCGCCGCUCAGCACACCCUUGACCGGCCCCCCACUGCCCUCUGUGUCCCCCACCCCCCCCUCUGUGUCCCCCGCACCCCCCUCUGAGCCCCUGCCCCCGCCCCCGCGGCGCAGCAUCAUCUCCAGGCUGUUCGGGACCUCACCUGCUGCUGAGGGAGCCCCUCCGCCUCCAGAGCCAGCCCCCGCCACCGAGGCCCCAGCAAAAGUCCGGACUGUUGAGGACUUUGUUCCUGAGGACAGACUCGACCACAGCUUCCUGGAGGAUGCUACGCUCCUGAAGGACAAGCAGAAGGCCGGAGUGAGGGCCUCACAGCAGGACAGCGAUAGCGAUGGGGAAGCCCCAGGGGGAAACCCGAUGGUGGCCAGUCUCCAGGACGAUGUGGACCUGGAAGACCAGCCUGGGAGCAGAGUCCUGCUGCCUGCGGGGCCCCCGCCCAGGGGGAGCUUCACGCCUGGAAGCGAGGUGGGGCCAGAGCGACAGGCACAGCGCCCUGGAGUCGCCGCCCUGGCCUCCCCGCUGAGCACAGAGCCAGAGACUGAAGGGACCUCCGUGAAGACCUCUGGACCACGUGGGGGGGCCGGAGCCAAGGCACACCCCCAGCUGGACAGCCUCCCUCCUAGUGUGGGUCCGGAGAGGCCAGAUGGCACCAGACCCCUCUCCAAGUGCACCUCACCCAGAACCGAGGGCAGGGACAAGCCGGUGUCCUCGUCGGACAGCGACCCCGAGGGGCCCAUUGCUGCCCAGAUGCUAUCCUUCGUCAUGGACGACCCCGACUUUGAGAGUGGGGAGUCAGACACUCAGCGCAGGGUGGGUGAGUUUCCGGUGCGCGAGGACGUCUCUGACCUGACUGACGAGGACGCUGGCCCUGCCGCACUGCCGCCACCUCCACCACCCCACAAGGGCGCAGGUCCCUCCUUCAGGUUGAAGAGUGACUCGGAUCUCUUCGGCCUGGGGCUGGGGGAGCCAGGCCCCAAGGACAGCAGUGAGGAAGGUAAGGACGACAAGCCCCCCUCGAAGGAGAAGGAGAAGAAGAAGAAGAAGAAGAAGGCCAAGGAGGAGGGGAAGGCCGUGAAGAAGAAGAGCCGACACCGGAAGAGCAAGGAUGCGGAGGAGGACACGGAGGAGCGGAGGAGGCGGAGGCCCCGCGGCACAGGCCCGAAGGCCAUGGACGAGCUGGAGGCCUUCCUGGGGGGGGCGCCCACAGGCACCCGGCACCCAGGAGGCGGGGACUACGAGGAGCUCUAGGCCUCACUAGGCGUCUGACCCGGGUGGGCCGUGCACCUGCUGGGACCACCCUGCCCUGUGCCCCAGCGGCCGGCGCAGCCCUCUGUGCAGCCCUGCCGCCUGUGGUUGCUUCCAGCUGGAAGAGGCCUGCAGCCGGCCUUUGCAACCCGCGUGCCGGGCCUCCCAGGCCUGCUGUGAGGCUGCUCUGCAGGGAGGGAGGGACCGCUGGCUGCAGCCGGUCCCCAGUGUUUCUCAGGGAUGUGACAGGCCGAGGAGGGACCCUCGAGAGCCUGUUUACAGAGGCAGGGCUUGGGGCUACCGAUUGCCCG
Molecule: messenger RNA, 2598 nt
Organism: Tupaia belangeri chinensis (Chinese tree shrew)
Lineage: Eukaryota; Metazoa; Chordata; Mammalia; Scandentia; Tupaiidae
Gene: RABL6
Product: RAB, member RAS oncogene family like 6
Cellular component (GO): nucleus; cytosol
Molecular function (GO): GTP binding
Source: RefSeq, a predicted model, not a curated record